Messenger RNA from Prorocentrum cordatum, 1145 nucleotides. The record is from the annotation of a GenBank genome assembly. Lineage: Eukaryota; Dinophyceae; Prorocentrales; Prorocentraceae.
AUGGGGGCCGAGGCGACGACCACCCUCGCGACCGGGCUCGUGGGCGACCCCGCCCUCGACUUUCACGACGAUUACCGCGGCGGCGCCUGCCUGGACCGCCGACCCGCUCGGACUACCACCCUCGAGCUUGACGGGAUCGUGCAGCCGGUUUCGGACUCAGUGGUCGACCGCCGCCGCUGGGCCUUUAUCGUGCGAGGGGCCUGGAGGCACGCUGCACCCAUCCACGUGAAGGAGGCGCGCACCCAGCUGCUGGGCCUGAUCCGAGCCUCAAGGAGCACCAGGAUGCAUGGCCAUCGCAUCGGCAGCCUUGGCGACAACAUGUCGGCCCUCCUCAGCUUCGAGAAGGGCCGCGCCCGCGACUCCGCCCUGCGGCAGCUGUGCAGGGUCGCCUCUGCGCGGCAGAUCGCCACGGACAUCCAGCGGCGGCAGCGGCACGUCGAGACGGACCGCAACCCGACGGACCACGACUCGCGAGCGGCCGACCAGGGCGAGGUGCUGCCGGGCCGGCCGCAGUGGGGGCCCCCCGGCGCUCUGGCCGCCAUCGAGGCCUUCUGUGAGAUCUUCGCGGGCUGCGCCCGGCUCACCGCCGCCCUCGGGGACUCGGGGCUCCUGGCCACGACCCCCCUGGACCUGGCGAACGGCCCGCGCUUCGACAUCCUGGACUACCGGGUGUUCCGCGCCCUGGCCUCCUGGAUCUGUGCUUGGAAGCUCUGGCGGGUGCACUUCGGGACUCCGUGCAUUGCGUGGGGCCAGGCCACGGGGGCCGCUCGUCAUCGCCAUCGUCGUCAGGGCCUCCAGCUGGCCCGUCGUACCCUGGACCUCAUGAGGCUCUGCAGAGACUUCAACGUGCACUGGUCCCUCGAGAACCCCGCGUCGUUGCAGCUGUUCCCUUGUGCCCCCUUGGCUUCGUUCAUCUCCUCUACCGACUCUGUCAAUAUUCUCGUUCACUACUGCCAGUAUGGCUGCACUUAUCAGAAGCCCACGCUCAUCGUUUCCGACCAUCGUGAUCUAGCUGCUAUCGGACGGGUUUGUCCCGGGGGCCACCGACGCGAAAUUUUCGAAGGCAAGGUCUCGGUCGCCGUCAAUGGUUCAAUCCAAAGCCGGUGGAAGACCUCUCUGGCCGGGGCGUACCUACCGGCCCUGUG